CCGUCGAAAGAGCGAUGGUUCGAGUUACGUUCUGUUUCGCAGUCUUUGCUGUGCUCUCGAGCAACUGAAAGUGAGGAACUGAUGCUCUGCAGUUCCAACAACACAUUUGAGUUGAUUCUCUCUGACAACACCAAUCGCCCUUGUGAUUCAGAAAUUAUGAUAUGUGGAAUUAAGACUUGUAUUGGUGAAAACAAAGGCUUGUCAGAAGAGAUUCACCAUAGUUCACAGCCAUCAAUUACUGGCACUAGUAUGAAGGAUGUAUCUGAUGAAGACGAAAACUGCAAUUGUAACACAAAUAACACCCACUUUUUUGUUGAACAAGAGAUGAUGAAAGAGGCAAAGCACCACUUCAUGAAAUGCAGGGUGCGACAAGAUUCCAAAAAUGGCUGUAAAGGUGUAUCAUGUGAUUGGAAACUUAUCAACAUUACAGAAACUUCAGAGGAAAAUGAGGGCGGUCUGGAUGUAACUGACUGUAUGUGCAGGAAUACCUGUUUGGCUCUCUGUCAGCUAAAGCCUUUUGUACGAUGGGAAGAUUCAAAUAUUGAUGUGUUGACAGCAAUAGGAAUAAUGGCCUUUGUAUCUGUCACAUCGCUAGUUGUCUGCUAUAUCUUUGAUCGCUGUAUAAGAAGAGAGAAAACACAUCCUUAUGUAGAAGCCAGAGAGAUGCAAACAGUAUCCCCUCAGAUGACUGGACAACAACCUUCAACGUCUGCAGAACGUAAAGAUAACAAUCAAGGCAACAUAACAUCAGUCAGUGAAAAUAGACCAGCUGAUGAAGGAGCUGAAACUGUAGAGUGUAAUGUAAUUCUUCAUAAUGCUCCCAAAGAAAGUGAUACAGAUGUUUCCCUUUUAGAAGAAAUAUAA
Molecule: messenger RNA, 864 nt
Organism: Schistocerca piceifrons (Central American locust)
Lineage: Eukaryota; Metazoa; Arthropoda; Insecta; Orthoptera; Acrididae
Exons: 7
Coding region: 82-864 (260 amino acids)
Source: RefSeq, a predicted model, not a curated record